AUGCCCCCACAGAGCCCCUUCCCGGCCUACAUUCAGACUCCGCACGACCUGUACAAGAGCAAGCGGGACUUCCAGAGGCCGACAGUGUUGAGCCGCUACUCUAUCCUUGGCUUCCUCUCGUCCGGCACGUACGGACGCGUGUACAAGGCUCGCGUGCGCCAGCACACCUCUGAUGCCUCUCCCGCGGGCUUGCUGGGGACGCCGUCGGCCGCAACGCCAGGCAAAAGGCUGAAACUGAGUCGGGAUGAGGGCGACGACGAGGGCGAACUCGUUGCGAUCAAGAAGUUCAAGCCUGACAAGGAGGGAGAGGUGGUCACGUACACGGGAAUAUCGCAGAGUGCGUGCAGGGAGAUCAUGAUCAACCGCGAAAUCUCGCACGAGAACGUCACGGCUCUGCGCGAGGUCAUGCUCGAGGAGAAGAGCAUCUACCUCGUCUUCGAGUACGCGGAACACGACUUUCUCCAAAUCAUCCACCACCACUCGUCGACUCGGACACAGCUGCCGCUCGGCGUGCUCAAGUCGCUCUUGUGGCAGCUCUUCAACGGUGUCAGCUACCUGCACGAUAACUGGAUCAUCCACCGCGACCUCAAGCCCGCCAACAUCCUCGUGACGGAGAAAGGACAGGUCAAGAUUGGCGAUCUCGGCCUCGCUAGGUUGUACCAGGAGCCGCUGCAGAGCUUGUAUACGAGCGACAAGAUUGUCGUCACAGUCUGGUACCGCUCGCCGGAACUGCUACUCGGAGCGCGGCACUACACGCCGGCGAUCGACAUGUGGUCGAUGGGCUGCAUCUACGGCGAGCUCCUCGGCUUGCGACCGAUGUUCAAGGGUGAGGAGGCGAAGAUUGAGCUGGGCGCGAAGAAGGGCGGCGUUCCCUUCCAGCGAGAUCAGCUUACGCGAGUCAUCGAGGUGCUGGGAUCCAUCAACCCGAAAGACUGGCCGAGCGUCGUUCAACUACCCGAGUACCCACAACUCUCGCGCCUCGAUCGCUACCAAGACUGCCUUUCGCAAUGGUUUAACGGCCGUCUUCCUCGUGGCGCUCCGCCAUCGCUUGCGUACGACUUCAUGCGGCAGUUGCUCGCCUAUGAUCCGACGAGGCGAAUCACGGCGCGAGCAGCGCUCUGCCACGCUUGGUGGGGUCAAGAUCCGCAACCCCACGCUAACGCGUUCACGCAUCUCCCUCCGGCCGUCUCCUACCCGCUCCGCCGCGUCGCCCACGACGACUCAGACCCGAAGAUGCAGCACAACACGCUCAACAAGUACGCCUACACCGCUAGUGGCGGGAACCUGGGACUGGCGGGCAACAUGAGCGGAUCAGGCGCUGGCGGGGGGAGGAAGCGAGGACGGGACUAG
Molecule: messenger RNA, 1350 nt
Organism: Rhodotorula toruloides NP11
Lineage: Eukaryota; Fungi; Basidiomycota; Microbotryomycetes; Sporidiobolales; Sporidiobolaceae
Product: cyclin-dependent protein kinase
Exons: 8
Coding region: 1-1350 (449 amino acids)
Biological process (GO): protein phosphorylation
Cellular component (GO): nucleus; mediator complex
Molecular function (GO): cyclin-dependent protein serine/threonine kinase activity; RNA polymerase II CTD heptapeptide repeat kinase activity; ATP binding
Source: RefSeq, a predicted model, not a curated record